Molecule: messenger RNA, 465 nt
Organism: Phaeoacremonium minimum UCRPA7
Lineage: Eukaryota; Fungi; Ascomycota; Sordariomycetes; Togniniales; Togniniaceae
Product: putative transcriptional coactivator p15 family protein
Exons: 3
Coding region: 1-465 (154 amino acids)
Biological process (GO): positive regulation of transcription initiation by RNA polymerase II
Cellular component (GO): nucleus; transcription regulator complex
Molecular function (GO): DNA binding; transcription coactivator activity
Source: RefSeq, a predicted model, not a curated record
AUGGCAAGGUUCAAGAAGAGAAGUUCGAGCUUCAUCGAUGAUGAUGGUGACUCCGAUGUAGCCCAGACUUCAAAGGCGACCAAGAAGGCAAAGACUGUCAGCUCCAGUCAAGGCGAGGGGAAGGAUGCGGAGGGCAACCCUUACUGGGAGCUCUCUAGCAAGAGACGCAUUGGUGUCUCAAAGUUCAAGUCAAACCUUCUAAUCAAUAUCCGAGAGUACUACGAUGCCGAUGGCGAGAUGAAGCCUGGCAAGAAGGGAAUUUCACUCUCCAUUGACCAAUAUCAAGCGCUGCUGAAAGCUGUUCCUGCUAUCAACAAGGAACUGCGUAAGCAAGGUCAUGAUAUUGCCGAGAUUGAGGCUCCGGCGGCUGAGGCAGAGGUUGCCAAGCCAGCGAAAUCGAAGAAGCAGAAGACGCCAAAGUCGAACUUUGAGGCGACCAGUGACGAGGAAGAGGAUUCGGAUUGA